AUAAAUUUCAACUUUUCAGAUUUGCAGUUCCACAAGAUUUCUGAAAAAUAAAUACAAUAAAUACAGUGACAAGUGAAAUAAAUUAAAUCUGUAAAACACACCAAGAUGUUUACUGAGAAUUUGACAAAACAGGACGAAGAAAUAGAGGCCCUAAGUUCAAUAUACGGCGACGACUGGACCACAGAGAGCGACGUGACAAGAUCUUACAAGAUCAGAGUUGAAGAGAACAAGCAUGAAGCCAUUUUGUAUGUUACCAUGCCCCCGGAGUAUCCUAGUCAGUCACCGCCAAAGUUCGAGCUAUCUGCGCCUUGGAUGGAGAGAAAAGACAAGGCUGAUCUCCAUCAAGCCUUGAAUGAAGUUUAUUUAGACAACAUAGGUGAAACGGUUGUAUACCAAUGGGUGGAGAAAAUAAGAGAAAUAUUAUUGACAAUGAAACCUCCUGAAGUAAAGAAGAAGAUACAACAAAAACAACCAGAUGAAGAAAACAUGGAUUUGUCUCAGGUAGAAAAUUGCCCGGAGAUUACUCAUGGUGAAGUGAUAAAGGACAGGAAAAGUUCCUUUCAAGGUCACGCAGCUGAGGUCCAUAGCAUGGAGGAUGUCAACGCUGUCCUAACAAAACUCAAGCAGAACAAGAAGAUAGUGAACGCAACUCACAACAUGUUCGCAUACCGGAUCGAGCGGAAGACAGACAAGGGUACAACAAUACUACAAGAUUGUGAUGACGAUGGAGAGACGCACGCCGGCGGCCGCAUGAUGAAGCUGCUGCAGAUAUUGGACCAGAAGAACACCUUGGUUGUUGUGUCCCGAUGGUAUGGCGGCAUCCAACUAGGGCCUGAUCGGUUUCGACACAUCAACAAUGCCACCAGACAGGUCAUCGAACAAGCCGGCUUACUAAAGAAAUGACAUUUAGCAUAAAUAACAAAUUUGUUAAGGUGCGUCUAGAUUUGAGCAAGCCACGGACCACGGACCGCACACGGCUUUCCGAAUCUCUGUGUAGUUCUAUACUUGCGUUACGUUCAUUUUUUACGACCUGUCCAAUGUCAUCGCGUCUCACUCUCUCAUUAAGCAAAAUGUGAGACGCAAUCAAUACACAUUGGACGAAGAUAUUGGGCGGAUGGAAUACCACCCUAAGCAACACAAGCGAAUGUACUGCGAAGGGUGCCGUGCUUGCGCGCCGUUCGCGACUCACUCGCGUGAUACAUAUACGAAGUAUCGACGAAAAACGUACGAGUAAUAUAUCUCGAACUUGAAUAGCAUAUCGGAGUAAAUCAUAUUAGGUACGUCAAUCAUACUACGAAAUCCACACAAAUAUUAUGUGUUCGCCAAAUCUUUACGCACCUUAGGGUGCGUUUCCACCAGAGAUGAGCGAGGAUUCGUAGUGAGGGAUGUGUUUGUUAAGAACUAGUAGAAUCGCUGAGCGAGGAAAACAAAUGAAGAGAUUCUAUUUGGUUCUUAAAAAACACAUCUCUCGCUAAGCAUCCUUACACAUCUCUGGUGGAAACGUAGCCUUAAGCCAAAACAUUGAUAUUUUUUAAAGUAACUCAUUUGACUGGUCGGUAUAGUUUUCUUCCUGUAAUCUUAAGAUGUAAGUUUACAAACCUAAACUACGGGCGCAACAUGGUUCCAUUUUUAUCGCCUAUCACUAUGCCCGUCACUUUCGCACUUACAGUUGCCUCCAGAAACUCGCGAACUAAAUUGACAUGAGUUUGACAAAUAAAAUGAUACCAGGAAUAGCAAAGAAAAAAUAGUCAGAGGUAUAUGUCGAUAAAAUGAUAUCGAUAAGUAAGAUGCACUUACUACCCAUGUGAUAGUUAUACGAGUAAAGGGGUCACAAACGAUUUCGAUUUGUAUGA
Molecule: messenger RNA, 1853 nt
Organism: Cydia fagiglandana
Lineage: Eukaryota; Metazoa; Arthropoda; Insecta; Lepidoptera; Tortricidae
Product: protein IMPACT-like
Exons: 6
Coding region: 106-903 (265 amino acids)
Biological process (GO): GCN2-mediated signaling; regulation of translational initiation
Cellular component (GO): cytoplasm
Molecular function (GO): protein binding
Source: RefSeq, a predicted model, not a curated record